This is a messenger RNA of Ooceraea biroi (clonal raider ant), 11088 nucleotides long. RefSeq names its product Ca[2+]-channel protein alpha[[1]] subunit T (gene Ca-alpha1T). The record is from RefSeq and is a predicted model, not a curated record. Gene Ontology annotation, biological process: calcium ion import; membrane depolarization during action potential; calcium ion transmembrane transport. NCBI's taxonomy places the organism in Eukaryota, Metazoa, Arthropoda, Insecta, Hymenoptera, Formicidae. Gene Ontology annotation, molecular function: low voltage-gated calcium channel activity; voltage-gated sodium channel activity. Gene Ontology annotation, cellular component: neuron projection; plasma membrane; voltage-gated sodium channel complex.
AUGUCGCUGCAUUAUCCCCAGGGAUACCGAUACCGAUCCGCAUCGAGGGCAGGCGGUGGGGCCGGGGAGCAAGGCUCGGACAGUGACGUAGCGGAGCUCAGCGAUCUCGAGGAUGACGAGGACGAGGAUGGAGCUCGUGACAUCGCUGACAGACGAGCGGUCGUGGAGGAAGAGGACGACGACGAAGACGAGGACGACGAGGAUGCUGAGAAUGGCGAGGACGACGACGACGACGACGACGGUGACGAUGACGAGGAUGACGAGGAAGACGAGGAGGAGGAAGCCGAAGUGCUGCCCUAUCCAGGUUUCAUUCCAAUUGCGCUCAGGUACCUCGAUCAGACCACACGACCGCGCAACUGGUGUCUUGCACUCAUCACUAAUCCGUGGUUCGAAAGGGUGAGCAUGAUGGUGAUCCUCCUGAACUGCAUCACGCUCGUGUACCAGCCGUGCGUGGACGAUCAGUGCGUGACGAAUCGAUGUAAAAUACUGCAGAUGUUCGAUGAUAUCAUUUUUGCCUUCUUCUCGUUGGAGAUGACCAUAAAGAUGGUGGCGAUGGGGAUUUACGGUAAAGGAACUUAUCUCGCGGACUCCUGGAAUAGGUUAGACUUCUUUAUAGUGGCGGCUGGCGCAUUGGAAUACUGCCUAAACGUGGAAAAUAUGAAUCUGUCGGCCAUACGAACGAUCAGGGUUUUAAGGCCGUUACGAGCGAUCAAUCGAAUACCAAGUAUGCGGAUACUGGUGAUGCUGUUGCUCGACACCCUCCCUAUGUUGGGCAACGUCCUGUUACUGUGCUUCUUCGUUUUCUUCAUAUUCGGCAUCGUCGGCGUGCAACUGUGGGAGGGCAUACUGCGCCAGCGUUGCUUCCUUAAGGCUCUGCCCAACGUCAAAUACCCUGAGUUACUCUCGGACGAGUACUCGGUUCGAUCACGCAUUUACAAUCUGGAGAAGUAUUUCGAGUAUCAGGGUCAGGAUUACAUUUGCUCGCGCCCCGAUGACAGUGGUAUGCACUCCUGCAGUAAUUUGCCGCCGCUCAAACUUGGAAACGUGGUGUGCAACAGUACCGCAGUGCCGAACAGUAACGUCACGUUCAUCAGCAAUGACACCUGCGUUAAUUGGAACUACUACUACACCGAAUGCAAAGGCCAGGGCAACAAUCCGUUCCAAGGAACGAUCUCAUUUGAUAACAUCGGUCUCGCCUGGGUCGCCAUAUUCCUUGUCAUUAGUCUGGAAGGAUGGACGGACAUAAUGUAUUACGUGCAAGACGCCCACUCCUUCUGGGACUGGAUAUACUUCGUUCUCCUAAUAGUCAUCGGCUCGUUCUUCAUGAUUAAUCUCUGCCUGGUCGUAAUCGCGACGCAAUUCUCGGAGACGAAGAAGAGGGAGAUGGAGAGGAUGCGGCAGGAGCGCGCGCGCUACCAUUCGACCUCGACUCUCGCGUCGUCCACGAAUACCUCGGAGCCUACUACUUGUUACGCCGAAAUCGUCAAAUACAUUGGCCACCUCUGGCGACGGGGGAAACGAAGACUGAUGAAGAGAUAUCGCCUGUGGCUGUACAGGAGGCAACAGAAGCGGGAGAAUUUGCUUAAAGAGCAGCAAAGUCAAACGAUCCGCUCGAAUGCCGCUACUGGCGGUCCGAAUCGAAUACCGGGCGAUAGAAGACUGCAUCACGGAAGAUGUCCGCGGCUUCUCGCCGCGCUAGAAUACGCCGAGCAGCAGCAGCAGCAAGUGGCUGUCAGUAACGGCGGAUCCGUCGCCGAUUUCGCCACGAUUACGCCCCCGGUACAAUCGGCGGUAGCGAUCGCUGCCCCCGCAAGUGCCGGUAACAGCGUCGGCGGUAGCGGAAACUUGGGUACUGCACCCCGUGCCAGUCCCGAGGUCUCCGAGGCUGAGGCUUCCGCGAACACGUGCCACGGACUGAGCGUGCAUCGUGCCUCCUCCGCGUCUUGUAAUGGGAGCGACAACGUUGCCGUGGGAAACGCUGCUGAGACGAACAGCACGUUGUUGAGUCCACCAUGUACGCAUUAUCGAAGAAGAAGCAGCGUAAUGUUUAGCGACGUGGUACUGCUCCACGGCAGCAAUAAUGUCGGGAAUGCGUUGCAGCCGGGGACGGUGACGCCGGGCGAACGUAACGUCUGCUCGAGUGAGAAGAUGACGCAGACGGGUGAUGGUAACGUUUGGUCCAGUCCGCUGCCGGACCACGUACAGAUGCAAGCCGAACUGGGCGGCAACGAGGCCAUGACGUGUCAGGAAUUGUUGGCCCUCAGCGGUGCUCUCAGCGCUGCCCUGCCCACCGGCCAGCUAGCGCUCGAUUCGUUCCUGAAUUCCCUCACGAAAGGUAUAACGGAUCGUCACAUCACGUUAGAUGACCGCACGCAGUGGUUGACGUCUGACAUCGACAACUGUUCUUGCUGCUGCGAGAUGCAGGGCGAUCAGUGGCCAGACGAAGGCGAGAAGUGGCAAAAGUCCUCACGCGCCAGACGGUUCUUGGGACGUGCCGGAAACUGCUGCAUCUGCACGCUGCGCUGCAUGAGACGGUGGAUCAAGAAGCUUGUCGAGCACAAAUACUUCCAGCAGGGUAUCCUCCUGGCGAUUCUCAUUAACACCUUGAGUAUGGGAAUCGAGUAUCACAAUCAGCCGGAACAAUUAACGGUGGCCGUUGAAAUCAGCAAUAUCGUGUUCUCGGCGAUCUUCGCCGUGGAGAUGUUGCUCAAAGUUAUAGCAGAGGGCCCGUUCGGUUACAUCAGCAACGGUUUCAAUGUCUUCGACGGUAUCGUCGUGAUCCUAAGCGUGGUCGAGCUCUGCCAGGCGUUCGUGGAGGAGCGUGGCAGUGGAGGCAGUUCCGGUCUGAGUGUCCUGCGUACCUUCCGUCUGCUCAGGAUCCUGAAGCUGGUGCGGUUCCUACCGAAUUUACGACGGCAGCUCUUCGUGAUGCUGCGCACCAUGGAUAACGUUGCCGUAUUCUUUUCUCUUUUAGUACUUUUCAUCUUUAUAUUCAGUAUUCUCGGGAUGAACCUGUUUGGUUGCAAAUUCUGUGAAACGAUGAAAGGCAGCUCUGACGUCGAGUGUGAUAGGAAAAACUUUGACUCGUUACUCUGGGCUAUUGUGACGGUGUUUCAGAUCCUCACGCAGGAAGACUGGAACGUUGUUCUCUUCAAUGGUAUGCAGAAGACAUCUCAUUGGGCCGCUCUUUAUUUCGUAGCGCUGAUGACCUUCGGCAAUUACGUUCUCUUUAAUCUUCUGGUUGCCAUUCUGGUUGAAGGUUUCUCGUCGGAGAGAAACGAGAGGAGAGAACGCGAGCAAAGGGAACUGGCAAAGAGGCUCGCUGCGAAGGAGGCUGGAAUAGGCAGCGAGGACGGGUCAUCGAGAAUAUCGGGAUCGCAUUCGAUUUCUGAUAGCGAUACUUAUACCCAGGAUCAAAAAAACUCGUGGCAGAGCGCGGAGGAGCUAAGGAAAUACAAGGAUAACAGAGAAAAGCAGAAUAGCGUGUGGAAGCAACGGAUCGAUGAACCCAAAUGUAACAUCCAGAAAGAAAGCAAGAUGAUGGGUGUGCCCCCGGGUCAACCACCAAUAAUCACUCAUACGGCGGCCACUCCUCAGGACUCGCCGAACACCACGCUGGACGUCGGCUACAGAGACCUCAAUUGCCGCGCGGUUUAUCCCGCAGCUGCCCUUUCAAUCGAGUCCAUCGAUCGGUCCGGUAGUCAGUGUAGUAUACCCUCGGGGUUGCUAAAGCUGCCCGACGUGUCUAACAAAAUACCGGCGAAUAACUUAAUAGCUGGACAGCUUCCGAGACGUAUAAGCCUUGUUACGGCUGUUGUUAAUCCCUCGACGAGGGACUCGAGUUCCAGUCCGCCGAGGAUACAAAGAGGAUAUUCGUGGCGCUUGUCACGGCCAUCUCUGAGGAGGAAACGGUGGUCACAGAGUGACGAUGAGCAAACUGGCCAUACUACCGUACUAAAUAAUGGGCGUAGUACCAUUGUCGGAUCCAAUCCAACUUUCAAUGGUUACUUACAUGGUUCGAUAAGAAACGACACGCAACGUGAUGCACCCAACAAUCGAACUACCGUCCUGACAAGCAAUAAUCGUAGUCUGAGUCCUAAUAAUUCGCUCGAGAGCUAUGGCCCAUGGUCGAUUCGUCGUUACACAGUCACGCCUAAUCAGAUGCGAUGGAUCGGCGAGCUCUCGCGAAGAAAUUCGUUGCGCGGAUACGAGAAUGUCCAGACGUCCGCGAGGAAAACGCUGCCGUUGGACGAGAUGCUCGCACCAUCCUCGACUCCGCGCACGAUUAACAAUCUCUCAAUGGAGACUGGUCCACUGCCGAGAAUCAAACGACUUCCCGAACAAGAGGAGGAGCGUAUGAGAACGGGUGGCGAGACACCGCCAUCGCACAGCCACGGAAGCGCAAGCAGCGUCGAGAGAAUCAAAAAGAUAUUCAUGUUCUUUGAACCCAAGGGUUGCCUACAAGAACGCGAACAUUUUUCCUUGUAUCUAUUCCCGCCAAAUAAUAGAUUUCGCAUCUUUUGUCAAUGGUUCGUCGAUCAAAAAUGGUUUGAUAACGUGGUACUGCUAUUUAUUGGAUUGAAUUGUAUUACUCUGGCGAUGGAGAGACCUAAUAUACCGCCGGACAGCCGCGAGAGGAUUUUUCUAUCCUCCGCGAAUUACAUUUUUACUGCUGUCUUCGCGAUCGAGAUGUUCAUUAAGGUUGUCGCAACGAGUAUGUUGUAUGGUCCAGACGCGUAUUUUACUUCGGGAUGGAACAUCAUGGAUGGAUCUCUCGUUAUCAUUUCCAUAAUCGAUUUGUUGAUGUCGCUACUCUCAUCUAGCAGUCCCAGGAUAUUCGGAAUACUGAGGGUAUUUAGAUUAUUAAGAUCACUGAGACCUCUACGAGUCAUCAAUCGCGCACCCGGUUUAAAACUAGUCGUGCAAACAUUGCUGUCUUCGUUACGGCCCAUCGGCAAUAUCGUCCUGAUUUGCUGCACGUUCUUCGUGAUUUUUGGUAUUCUUGGAGUACAACUUUUCAAAGGUGCAUUUUAUUAUUGCGAAGGUCCAGACAUUAAAGAUGUGCGUAAUAAAACGGAUUGUCUGGCCGACAAGAGAAACGUGUGGUUAAACCGAAAGUACAAUUUCGAUGAUCUCGGCAAAGCUCUCAUGUCGUUGUUUGUCUUAUCGUCGCGGGAUGGAUGGGUGAACAUCAUGUACACCGGUUUAGAUGCCGUUGGAGUUGACCAGCAGCCCAUUGAAAAUUAUUCCGAAUGGCGACUGUUGUACUUCAUCGCGUUCAUACUGUUGGUGGGUUUCUUCGUACUGAACAUGUUCGUCGGAGUGGUGGUAGAAAAUUUUCACAGGUGCCGCGAGGAACAGGAGAAAGAAGAGCGCGUUCGAAGAGCGGCCAAGCGUGCAUUACAGAUGGAGAAAAAGAGACGAAGUGAGUGGCCGCUAGGGGCUUCACUAGAGAUGCACGAGCCACCAUAUUACAACACUUACUCCAAGUCGCGGCUGUUCGUACACAAUGUUGUGACAUCCAAGUACUUCGAUCUGGCGAUUGCCGCCGUCAUCGGUCUCAACGUCGUUACGAUGGCGAUGGAGUUUUACAUGAUGCCGAAAGCUCUCACCUAUGCAUUGAAGAUAUUCAAUUACUUCUUUACCGCUGUCUUUAUUCUUGAAUCGAUCAUGAAGCUGGUUGCUCUCGGUGCUCACCUCUAUCUCAAGGAUAAAUGGAAUCAGUUAGAUGUGGGAAUAGUUAUAUUAUCAGUGGUGGGCAUUGUGUUAGAAGAAGUCGAAUCUAAGAUCAUUCCUAUUAAUCCCACGAUAAUUCGCGUGAUGCGAGUGUUGCGGAUAGCUCGAGUGUUGAAGCUACUAAAAAUGGCGAAGGGCAUACGUGCCCUUUUGGAUACGGUGAUGCAAGCUUUACCUCAAGUUGGCAAUUUAGGAUUGCUAUUUUUCCUGCUUUUCUUUAUAUUUGCUGCCCUAGGAGUAGAAUUGUUCGGCCGACUAGAAUGCAAUGAUGAGAUGCCUUGUCAAGGCCUCGGCGAGCACGCGCACUUUAGUAACUUUGGCAUGGCCUUCUUGACGCUUUUCCGAGUCGCCACUGGUGACAACUGGAAUGGAAUCAUGAAGGACACGCUGAGGGACGAUUGCGAUGACGCUGCAGAUUGCGUUAAAAAUUGUUGCGUGAGCAGCAUUAUUGCUCCAAUAUUUUUUGUCAUUUUUGUUCUGAUGGCGCAAUUUGUACUAGUGAACGUUGUCGUCGCUGUGCUGAUGAAACAUCUGGAAGAAAGUCACAAACAGAUGGAAGACGAACUAGAUAUGGAAACACAGUUGGAGAGAGAGCUGGCCGCAGAGCAGGAAGAACUUCUUGAGGUGGAAGAAGAAGAUGAUGAAAAUGUACCGAUAAGUCGUAGAAUAGAUCGUGACGAUGACGAGGAUGAUGAAGAGCGUGAAUCUAUGGUGGGAAACGACAAGAUAUCUGCUGUGAGACCGGGAUUAGCCAAAGUUCGCUCCUUACCUGCGAAUUUCAUUUAUAAUCCGCCGAGGGAGAGAAAUAUCGAAGAUGCUUCGAUUUCCGUAUCUUUGGAUGAGAAACGUCGUAGUUCGUAUUACCGCAGACCGUCCAAAUUCAAGUCAAAACGCCGGCAAACGUUCCAUUCAAGUCAUCAUCAGCGAAGGUCGUUGCUGCCAAUGCACUUUGAGGUCGCUGAAGUCUUCGAGAAGCCUGUGAGCAACCUAAGUGUGCCUCGAAUUAUUCCACAUCGCAGUUACACCACAGCUAGUCAAGAUUCCAGUCACGCACAACGUCAGAAGUUGCCGGUGAUUACCAGCGAAACUCGCGAAAAUAAGUCCUUCUUGAGCGUGAGCAAGCCGCCGACUAGUUCAUCGCUGGUCACUUCCACCGGUUCGAGCAGCACCCUAAGCGUCCCGCCCAAGUUGACCAGCGAUCGUUAUUUAAUGCCCACCCCCGAGAUCUACCCGUCCAAGGCGACGAUGAGGCGCCGGACGUCGAGCGAUACGCAAUCGCCAUCGCAAUCCGACACGAGUGCAAGUGCGUCCGGUCGGACGUCUGGCAUCGCGAACGGUUACGCCGGUGGCAAAGCUCGGUUAGAGGAACCAAAACCGAAAGCAGAGGAGAAAAGUCACGCGGCAGCGGUACCAGCAACCGAUGACUUUGACGUACAAUCCGUCAUCAACGAGAGGAGACCACCGAAGCUGAAGACUACUCGGAGCGGAGUCGGAGCGACGUCCGCCACCACCAGCGUUGCCAGCGAUCAGUACAGCACGUUUAUGCGUGGCGAGGGUUACAGCCACAUCUAUGUCACCACCGAUGACAGAUCCGACGAUGUUCCAUCACCUUGUGGCAACGUGAGCGAGAGUACCGGCACCGGCAGUCUGAGCGUCGUUGCUAGCAUUAGUGCCGGUGGCAGUGCCGCCGGUAGCGGCAGCAUGGCUGGCAGCAUCAGCAGCGGUAGCGGUAGCCGAAGCGGUGGCAGUGGCGGUGGCGGUAGCGGUAGCGGUAGCGGUGGCGGUGGAGGCGGUGGGGUUCACAUUGGCGAGGGUGGCGCGAUCGGAUCCGAUGUGAGAAUCUACGUGGACGACACGGACUCGGCGAGUAGCAGCAACAAACGUCGCCGCGGCGAGAGGUUGCGUGAUGACGAGACCCUGGAUGCGUCGACUACCAUCUCUUCUACCACGACGAUGAGGGAUGCUUGUGGAGGCAGCGGUGGCGUCGGCGGUGGCGGUAGCGCUAGCGGUAGCGGUAGCGGUAGCGGCGGCAUGGACGAAGGCAAGGAGACACCUGAGAGACCGUCCUCCGCCGGUAGACCACUGGACCCCUCUUAAUCCACAUACAUACGUACACGCAUCCAUACACACAUAUACACAUACGUACAUAGAACGAACGAGCCGAAGUAGUCUCUAGUCUCUAUGUAGCGGCGGGAGGUUUCUAAGACGAAGCGUGAUACCUUACGAUGGAGAAACCAUGAUGAUGAAGUCAUGGAAGGGCUCUAAGAAAGACUGUAGUGCAUGACAAUAUAGUCGUUAUACUCUAGUCACUUCGCCGCCGUGAACUUGCCAAAACGAACAAGUCGAGUAUUUAGAGUGGUUGAAGUUUGCGAGAUUAAAGGGGAAAAAGAGAUAGAGAGAGGGAGUAUGUGAGAAGAACAUCCGUCGCGCGAGCGAGAUAUAUUCGCGUGAACAAGACGAUAUAAUUAGGAGAUUCUACCGAUGCGUAGCGCACAGUUAUGCGUGUGCGACGCGUAACGCAACUUGAAAACCUAUGACAAUCUCUUAUUGCCAACGGAACGGAUCUCGUCUGUUCCGUUUCCGCAGCGUCGUGGAAGUCGAUACGUAGGAAUCGGUAGGAAGAAGAACGACGUAGACCGCGUCGAAAAAAUUAGAGGGGGAGAGAAUUUCAGUAGUUUAUAGCUAGAUCUUACGUCGAGUUUACGCGACAAAAACUGCAAUUAAUUGGACCACAUUGUCUCGCCUUUUCUUACUCUCUAACUUCUGAAAAUUGCGCGCGGUUUGCCGAUCGGAAGUUAAAGAUAACGCGCGGUAUUCUUCCGCGCUAAUGUUUGAGCUAAUCGAACGACUCGAGCUUUAACAAUUGAGACUCGAAUCUUUAAUUGUUUGGAUCUUUCGCAUUGCUCGAGUUUGACUCUGUACAAAUUGUGAUGUCUACAAUCGAUAAAAUAUAAAUUAUAUCCCUUUGAUUUAACUAAACUAAUAGUUAAUUGACCAAAUUGGUAUAGGACUGAGGAUGUAAAUUUUUUUGUGUUGUAUUGUCAACAGCAAUCAGAAUGGUCAAAUUUAUGCAAUUGCAAAUUUAUCUAGUAUUUGGAAAUGAUUAUAUAUAUAUAUAUAUAUAUAUAUAUAUAUAUUUGGAAAUAAUAAUUUUAUGUUUAAAUGCUGGAAUAAUAUGUAAAAUGAAGAAUAUGUUGAAUUUUUAUAGUUAAUUUAUUUGGAUUACAUUCAGGUGUUUUAAAUGUUUGUGAUCGAUCGUUCGUGAAGAUCAUGAUUAUCCGAUCGGCGUUUAGGAAUCGUGAUUUAUCUUCGUUCCGUUUACUUCACUUUUCUCACACUCUUCUAGAGCGUUCUUCUCGUUGACAUCUGUGAUAUACUUUAAUCGUAGUGUAUUUCCUAACGGUAACAGAGCGCAAAUAUCAGCAUGAAACUGUAACAUCAGCACCAGCAGCAGCAGCAGCAACAGCGACAGAGCAAAGUACAGCAACAAUUUAGGGACGUAGCUGACUUUUUAAUAAAACGAAGACCGAUGUCUGGGAGUGGCUUUCGCGGGGAAUAAAUAGAGAGAAACAAAACAGAGAUAAAUAGGAACUCUAUACUGUACAUACAUACACUUACGAAUAUUCUAUACUCUACACUUGGUGUGGUUUAUUUUGAUACUACCGCGUGCGGUAAUAUAUUUAACAAUUGUCGAAGUAAAUCUAAAUAAAAAAAAGAAGAAAAGUAAAAGUAAAAUAACUCUAUGCCUUUUACGAGCGUUGACGAACCUUCGUGCGGUGGUGGUGCCCGCGUUCUUUUCUUUUCAUUUGCAAGAGAGCGACUAACAGCUCUCACAUCAUUCUUCGUCGAAUUGAAAGUGUAGUCGCUAAAACUGCGUUAACAUGCACCGCGUUGCUUCAAAAAAAGAACAAACAUUAUUUGCGAUCGUUGAUUGCUUGGUUGAUACUGCGCUUCAUUUAAAAAAUCUAACAAAAUUUCUGGUCGCGCGGGCGAUGUCUCUGCGUCGAGCUUAAGCGCAAUUUCUGGUUUGAAUGUUAAUCAUCGGACUUCGAUGGAAGCAUUUUGCAAAAGACGUGAUGAUUCUGUACAAUUGCGCUUAACGCUAGAACGGUUAAGCACCUAUUAUUUAAAAAGAUAUUUUAUUCUCUGUAUCAUAGAUUCCUCAAAAUUAUUUAGAGACUUAAGUUUAAGCUUGAAAUUAUUCGUCUAGCCUAAUUCUAAUCUUUAUAAAUAAAAAUAUUCAAAUUAUACUUGCAUAAUUAUACUUUAAAUGUAGCAAUCAAUUAUUGAAGCUUCUGUACUUCUGUACUUUGUUAUUCCUUCAUUAUGAAAUGAAGAAUGUAGAAGAAAGUAAGAGAGAAUCCUCAAUGCUAAGUCUGCUUUUUUCUAACAAAGUCUGUUACUAAUAUUAAAAUUAAAAUUUCUUUGUACGUAAAGUUAUAAACUUUAUUGGUGAAAAGAUAUGUACAUUAGAACAAAUAACCGUAACCGUUCUAAUGAUGAAUCUCGACUCAGAAAUAAGAAAUAAGAAAUAUGAAGAAGAGCAAUGAACGCCUUCAGAUUGACACAUCGGAUCAUGUUAGACGUCUUAAAGGAAGCACGUAGAUAAUAACGUAUGCCAUGUAUUUUACGUAUAUAUAUAUACGCGCGUCUCUUCGGCACCACAACCGGCUCUCGAUAGCUCGAUAGCGUUAGACGACUGACCUCCGAAUUAUAGUUACUCUAGCCAUGCGUCGAUCGCGGUCGUGCGCGAGUUCGCCGAUCAGCGACACACGUGUCGAUAGUGCGGCAAUUGUAAACUGUCAAAAAGAAAAAGAUGAGAUAUGCGGAGGAACGUCGAUGGACAAAUCAAUGCGAAGAAAAAUCUCUCAGUCAUGCAAUCAUGUGUAACGAAGAUAAAUAGCAUCGAAAUUCCCCUCAUAUUUCUUAAGUCUAUUCUGCAUUUAUAGAGAAGGCCAAAUGUAAUCAUCGAAACAAAAAACAGAGUAAAAUUGAUUGAUUUAACAAAAGGCAUUACAAACAAAUAAAAGGUAGAAACUAAGAUUUAUUAUCGGUUUGCCUCAAUCGUUAUCUAUAUAUUGCCCGAGUAUUUUAGUUAAAAAUGUUGAUCGAUGUCCAUGGUGCCGCCAGCAAGCAUUCUUUUGUCCAAUUGAUGUUCCAUGCGUACAUUCGUAUGUACUUGAGGUUGGUGAUGGGAAACGGUUUCCGGCCUCGUCCAUUUUUCACUGGACGAAGCUUGAUACAAUGCGAAGUACGUGUGUGACGGAGAACGCGUGAGAAAAGAUUCGAGAUAGCGGAGUUAGAGGUGAACUAAAUAUGUACAAAUGUAAUAAAUCGAGCGACGAUUACGUU